Molecule: messenger RNA, 1863 nt
Organism: Aspergillus thermomutatus
Lineage: Eukaryota; Fungi; Ascomycota; Eurotiomycetes; Eurotiales; Aspergillaceae
Product: putative glucan 1,4-alpha-glucosidase
Exons: 3
Coding region: 1-1863 (620 amino acids)
Biological process (GO): polysaccharide catabolic process
Cellular component (GO): fungal-type vacuole
Molecular function (GO): glucan 1,4-alpha-glucosidase activity; starch binding
Source: RefSeq, a predicted model, not a curated record
AUGCAUUUUCCCCGCAUUGCGGUAGGCAUAGUCAGUGUCCUCGGACACUUGGCUACUGCUUCGCCUGUCAAUGAAGUUGCUGAACGCUCUACUGCAUCGCUGGAUUUCUACUUCCUUAAGGAGGGACUGUUCUCCUACAAGAGCAUUUUGAAAGCCCUUGGAAACACUGGCAGCAAUGCUCCUGGCACAGCAGCGGGGUUGUUCAUUGCAAGCCCUAACACAGAGAACCCAGACUACUUCUUUACCUGGACUCGUGACUCUGCAUUGACUUUCAAAGGCCUCGUCGAUAUCUUCGUUGAGAGCAACAAUGUCCUCGGGGUCGAUUUCAACGCCCUUGAAAGCCACAUUCAGGACUAUAUCUCUUCCCAGGCAGUCUUGCAGAACGUGUCCAACCCAUCUGGCAGGCUUUCUGGUGGGUCUGGGCUCGGCGAGCCCAAGUUCGAGGUCAAUUUCAACCCGUACUCUGGCGGAUGGGGCCGUCCACAGCGCGAUGGACCUGCUCUUCGUGCCAUUGCCAUGUUGACCUACAUGCGCCAUCUGAUUCAGCACGGAAAACAAUCUGUGGCCUCCGACCUGAUCUGGCCCGUUGUUGUCAAUGAUCUCGCCUAUGUCGCUCAGUACUGGAAUAACACCGGAUUCGAUCUGUGGGAAGAAGUUGACGGCUCCUCCUUCUUUACAACUGCCGUGCAGCACCGAGCUAUGGUUGAAGGUAGUGCGGUGGCUCAGGCUCUUGGAAAGUCCCAUGCGGCUUAUGACUUCGUCGCUCCACAGAUUCUCUGCUUCCUGCAGAGUUAUUGGAACGGGAGCGCUAUUGUCUCGAACAUCAAUGUCAACGAUGGCCGUUCGGGCAUCGAUCUCAACUCGAUCCUGACCAGCAUUCAUACUUUUGACCCUGCGGCGGGUUGCGAUGAUUCGACCUUCCAGCCCUGCUCAUCCAACGCUUUGGCAAAUCAUAAGGUCUAUGUGGAUGCUUUCCGCUCUAUCUACGGUGUCAAUGCGGGUCUUGGCCCUGGAAAGGCUGCAAAUGUCGGUCGUUACCCUGAGGAUGUUUAUCAGGGAGGAAACCCGUGGUACCUUGCGACCCUUGCGGCAGCCGAGCAGCUGUACGAUGCCCUCUACCAGUGGCAAAAGCAAGGUUACCUGACCAUCACGCAAACCUCUCUCGCCUUCUUCCGUGACUUCUCGUCGAGCGUUGAGCCAGGCACUUACAAGUCCAACACCCCCACCUACAAAUCCCUGACCCAGUCCAUCCGCACCUACGCUGAUGGCUUUGUCCUCCUUGUCGAGAAAUACACCCCAGGCAACGGCUCCUUGGCUGAGCAGUAUGACCGCAACACCGGCGUUCCUCUCUCCGCCAACGAUCUCACCUGGUCAUUCGCAGCCUUCCUCUCCGCCCUGCAGCGCCGCCUCUCCAUCGUGCCCGGCUCCUGGGGCUCCUCCUCUGCGAACACGGUUCCCACCGCCUGCAGUACAACCACCGUGACAGGCACCUACAGCGCCGUGGCACCUCCCUUCCCUACCUCCACAGCUCAUUGCGUCCCCGCUGUGACCGUUCCCGUCACCUUCUGGUUCAUCAAGAAUACCUACUGGGGCGAGAAUGUGUACAUGACCGGUAACGUCAGCGCUCUCGGCAACUGGAACACCAGCGCUGGGUAUGGUCUGAAUGCUGGUCUAUACACCUCCAAUGAGAAUCUUUGGUUCGCCACGGUGGAGGGACUCGAGCCGGGUGUUACCUUUGAGUACAAGUUCUACAAGACUGAGCCUGAUAACUCUGUGACGUGGGAGGGUGGAAACAACAGGGUGUAUACGGUUCCUACGGGAUGUCCUUUGGCGCCGCAGGUCAGUGCUGUCUGGCAGUCUUAG